Sparassis crispa is the source of this 513-nucleotide messenger RNA. RefSeq lists its product as hypothetical. Lineage: Eukaryota; Fungi; Basidiomycota; Agaricomycetes; Polyporales; Sparassidaceae. The record is from RefSeq and is a predicted model, not a curated record. The transcript has 3 exons. The coding region runs from base 1 to 513 and encodes 170 amino acids.
AUGCCGUGGGCGGAGAGCUCGGUCGAUCGUGCGUGGGUACCGUCCCGUCUCUUUUCGCGCGCCGUGCGCGGGCGGCCGUUCCGGCCGCGACCCCCGUUUGCCGCACGCUCUUUCGCGGCGGCGCACGGACGGGUAAGGAGGGGCGUAUACGGCCGGCUCGGUCCCCGCUCUCGCUUGGUGUGGGGGAGGAAGCGCCGCUGCCUCGUCACUCAGCUAUUCCCCGCGGGCUCCCUCGAGAAUGAGCGCGCCCGACUUCCCGACUUCGCGUUCCGUGCUCAACCUUUGAUGUCUACGCGUGCGCCUGGGUGCGGGAAAACUACACUCGGCGGCGCAGACCGGCUCGUCGCGCUGCCCGGCGUCGAAUGUGGAUCGAAAUCGAACGAGUGCGCUGGCAGCAUCGUCGGACGACACACCAAGGUGAGCAUACUUGGCGUCGGAUCACCUGCGAUGGCGCGGUCUUUGCGGACACCAACUGGCGGCGUGCGACGCUGGACGCGCGACAGCCGACGCUGA